Truncatella angustata is the source of this 1632-nucleotide messenger RNA. RefSeq names its product heterokaryon incompatibility protein-domain-containing protein. The coding region runs from base 1 to 1632 and encodes 543 amino acids. The transcript is spliced from 2 exons. The record is from RefSeq and is a predicted model, not a curated record. NCBI's taxonomy places the organism in Eukaryota, Fungi, Ascomycota, Sordariomycetes, Amphisphaeriales, Sporocadaceae.
AUGGAGGCAAAGACUACCCCGACGAAGCAUUGCUAUGAGUACGAACCACUACCCGACGGGCUAUUUGCUCGAUACCUAUACCUUCAUCCAGCGAAUACGGACACUGAUCCCCUCAUUUGUACUAUGUUUACCGCCCAUCUGGAUGAAAUUCCUGACUUUGAAGCAAUCUCUUACGUAUGGGGUAUAGCAUUUAAAAUCCACACGAUUAGUUGCGAUGGCAAGACCAUUCCCAUUACAUUUAAUUUGCGCGAUGCUCUCAGCCAGGUCCGGUUGAAGAAUAAACCGCGAACCCUCUGGGUUGAUUCGAUUUGCAUCAAUCAAGCAGAUCCGCAAGAACAAAGUCAUCAGGUAUCCUUGAUGGGGGGUAUAUAUAAGAAGUCGACUCGUACACUCAUCUGCCUACGAUCGUCUGAUCAUGUUCAUGCUUCUAUCGUUGCAAAUCUGGUCAUUGACAUUGGCUACAUGAUUGAGAGCGUUUUCAAGAAAGCGAACUUCUGCUGGGGUGCCAAUAGUUUUCCGUUUCCCGAUGAGGAGGAUCUCCUUCUCUUCCAUCGUGGAUGGAAAUCCUUUGGUGUCCUGUUACAACAGCCUUGGUUCAAACGGGGCUGGGUGGUCCAGGAAGCAGCACUUAAUGAAGACACACUUCUUCUAUGGGCAGACGCGAGUAUCAAGUGGCUGGAGCUUCUCCGUACUUAUACCUGGUAUGUUCGUAGAGCACUAGAACUUCCGAACAUUCAACAGUUGUGGUUGUCAGACCUGCAUCUUCAAGGAUUCUAUCUUCACCGAUACGACGAAGCUAUCACUUUCAGGGGCGACAGUGAUGUUGGACCCUAUUCCUUUCUCGAGAUCUUAAAUCAUGCCAGGUGGCUUGAUGUUACCGAUCACAGAGAUAGAAUAUACGCUUUCCUUGGCCUUCCUAAGUCUGACAAGCUUCGUCCUAUAUUGCAGCCGAAUUAUGAGCUUACAUAUUCUCAUGUGUAUCAAAGUUUCGCUUGCGAGUAUCUCAAGGUUAGCAAAGAUCUGGAUAUUUUGCAUUUUAAUACCCUACAAGUUCGAGCGGUGAUUAUAGACACCGUCAAACUGGCUGCAAUGGGUUAUGACAAGAAUUCUACGACACCUAAAGACAUUACGUUGCUCUGGAAGUCUAUAUCGACAAGCUCAAUCAUACCACCCUACCCAUGUACUCCUCUGCUGGUUUUUGUUGAUAUAUUCCGUUGUGGAAUUUAUCGGGGGCGAUUGAAGGAGUGGAGGACUCUUGAGUCGGCGUACAUACGUUUCUUGCAGCAAGAGUUACUUCAAGGAGACGCCUUGUAUGAAGAUGCUAAGCUUUUCCAUGAAAAGAGGAUGGAGGAUGUACACAACAAAAGUUUUGUUGUAACGGCCCGUGGAUAUUACGGUCUAGCACCUGACAUUGUAGAGGUAGAUGAUGUUUGUUGUAUAAUAUUUGGGACAAGAUCACCUUUCAUAUUGCGUAGACUGAACCGAGCCGGCUGCUAUAAACUGGUGGGUUCAGUACUGCUUCUCAGUGAAAAGCUUGAUCACAACGGACGUCCAGGAGCAUUAGGGAGGGAUGAGGAUUGCCAGGAAUGGACAGAAUGGGGGCUAGAAGAGGAAGAUAUUUCUCUGUGCUGA